Messenger RNA from Corythoichthys intestinalis (scribbled pipefish), 3395 nucleotides. RefSeq names its product diencephalon/mesencephalon homeobox 2 (gene dmbx2). NCBI's taxonomy places the organism in Eukaryota, Metazoa, Chordata, Actinopteri, Syngnathiformes, Syngnathidae. Bases 2030 to 2809 code for a protein of 259 amino acids. The record is from RefSeq and is a predicted model, not a curated record. The transcript has 8 exons. Gene Ontology annotation, molecular function: DNA-binding transcription factor activity, RNA polymerase II-specific; RNA polymerase II transcription regulatory region sequence-specific DNA binding. Gene Ontology annotation, biological process: regulation of transcription by RNA polymerase II.
ACCGCUCAUUCACACUGAUGUGAAUAGCCACAGCUGGAUUUUGGGGGGAUUUUAUGGGUGAAACAUGGUAAUAUAACAACGGUCGUGAUCCAGAAAUCGCAGACAUCAAGGAGUGGUCGAGAUUGGAUCGAUUAUUUAUCAUCCAAAAUAUUGGGGAAAAUGCGACAGUAACGAUAAAAAUACAAUUAACCGAUAGUUAUGAGGUAGAUAUCCGUGACUUUUUUACAGACGCCAAUUUUUUCAUUGUGACGUAAUUUGUUUAAAAGUUUAAAACAUGCAAGUGAAUAAUUUUUUUGAGUUUUUUUUUUUUUUUUUUUCUCAACUAAAUAUUAGACAUCAAUGAAUGAUUCUAAGCUUAAAAUGACAGACAUUUCGAAUAAUAAGGCCUUCUUUUUAUGGCUAAGUUGAAACAAAAGCGGUUGCAUGACGUCUGUAAACGAGGGUUUCCGGGUAAAACGGACAAUUUAAAAAUAGUUCGGGGACUUAAUGCCCCAUGAAUGGCAAAUUUUGUCACUAACUCAGUUUAUGUCCAGUUCUCAUCUUCUACAUCCAUUCAAAAGUGACAUAAUUUGCUGAGGUUGCAUUCUGACAAGGAAAGAAGAAUCAAACUAUUUAAACAAUCACAUAUAAAAUCGAAAGUAGCUCUCAUAUAAUUUCUCUCACUGUUUAGUUCGGUUUGCCCUAUCUGCUUUUAUGCAUGCGCAUCUUUUGUAUUUAAUCAGGUUUUUCAAAGAAAUGCUAUUCUUUAUUUCAUGGGCUAAUGUUUGCUGUGGCUUCCUCAGCAGUCCUUGAACCAAUUGUGGCCCUUGUGUCAUCCAACCCAUUUUAACUGGGAAGGGUUGGCAGCGAUCAAAUGGUUCAAAUAGAAUGGUUGUCUAACACCAUUAAUGGCUGUUCAAAAUAGAAAUGCUCUUUUACAAACCACCACAACACACACUUUGAUACUUUAAUACACAUAUUCCUGAACUUGUGUUAUAUGUGAUAUAGUAAAAAAUGGCUACCCGGUAAUUGGAUAGUGAUACAGAGAUGAUGCCAACAUUUAAAAAAAAAAAAAAUCUUAAAUUCUGUGUUUUUGUCUUUUUUUUGAAAAUCAUCUGCAGUUCUCAAACAAGCGGAACAAUCUUAGGACCACAAACUCUCACUCAAUUCCACUUUGACAAAUUGUGACUUGGCCAAACUGGAUGCAGUACCACGCGGCAAGAGAGCAGUUUCUGCGCUUGUCAAUACUAGAAGAGCAGCAGGUGCAGCGGCUGUAAACCUCACUCCAGCAGAUGUGAAAAAUGGGAGUGAAAGGGUAAAGUGAGAGGCCCAUCCUUUGCCUAUUAAGCUCCUCACGUCGCAUGUCAGGAUGCAUUUCCCCCGGCCGGGCCAGAGAGCCCAGUGAUCACCUUUGACUGGUGUGGGCUCUGAAAUUGACCCCAUGCUGAGGGAUGGAGAGCUCAAUUAUCUCUGCAUGAGCUCAAGGAAAGGAACGCUUGACUCAACUUUUUUCUAUUAUGUAAUGUAGCAAUACAGCUAUUGAGUAUUCUGAUUAUUAUCAAAAACAUUUGAAUACAAUUUACAAUAAAACAUGAAGUCAUUAAAUGUUAGUGGGUGAACCUGCAGAAUGUGGUGUAUUUUGUCAUACUUUAUUUAGGUUUCUUUGAAGUGGACUAAACAAUUAACUGCUUUUUUUGUCCUCUGUAGUCCCAAAUAUCACUUGCAUCCAUGCGGCCUUACCCUGUAUGUCUGCCAUGGGCCAUUCUGGAAUCGGUCUUUGUCAGGUGAAGAAACGCUUGUAAAAGCUGCAGUGCAUGGAAAAGAGGUUAUGGACAGCAGGUUGAGGAUGGACGGAAGGGCAUCACUUUCGACACCAUAUCUCCCUUCCUGCGUGUUUGCUCUCGGCAUUUUCAUAAAGGCAACCGAGAAGGAUUGGUAGCUCCUGCACCAGCGGGGAUAUACGUUAAUACGGCACUGAGAACUUCUCCAAAAAACAAGAUUAUCAAUUCAGUGGAAAACGUUUAGGCAUCGGCCUAUUGGUUUGUGCAGCAUGUUCCCCGUGCAUGGCAUCAACACCUCGAUGCUGCUGGAGUUCCACCAGCAGAUGGCGCCACAGUACAACAACGUCUACGCCGCAGCCAGCCCUGCAGCGCGCACCCUGUCAGUGGCCGAGAGACUUGCAGAACUUAUACUGGAAGCACGCUAUGGAAACCAGCAGAAGCAGCGCCGCAGUCGCACGGCCUUCACGGUGUCCCAGUUGCAAGCUCUGGAGAAAGCCUUUGAGCAGACUCAGUACCCUGAUGUAAGCAUGAGAGAGAGGCUCGCCAUUUGCAUCAACUUGCCUGAGGCUCGCAUUCAGGUAUGGUUUAAGAACAGGAGAGCAAAGUUCCGAAAAGGUCAAAGGUGUGAAACCCUCCCCCAGGACAAAAAUACAAAGGAGACACGACAUGACUGCAAGCCGAGAGAGGAGAGGAACAGACAAGACACGGAAACAUCACACACUGAAAGCAACAUCCCACUCAGGCGAUGUGUGCCACCCAAUCCCGUGUCGCAUAAAAGAAGAGAUCUUUGCCCUCGUACGGACUCUCAUCUCAUUUCCAGAUGCCCCCCACGACUACCCUCGCCCCCGAUUUUUCCUUUCAUCCCAGGCCAGAGUUACAGCCACCCACCUCGCCAGCCACUUUUUGGGAUGUUUUCCACUGAGUUUGUUGCCCCUGCGGAGUUUUGGCCCUUGAUACAGCAGCAGAGCCCGGGUCUGCGGGCUCCUUCAUCAACCAUGACUAAAAACUGUAGCCUAUCCCUUCAGACUGCCUGUGCCUUGUUCCAAUAAAGAUGUUUCCUAACUUGUUAACUGUGGAUUUGGGGCUUCCAUGAGCCAAUGUGCAUUUGCACUCUGGUGCUACACUGUGUGUGUCACUGCAUAGCUUGUCCUUACAUCCUUUAGCAAACUGUUCACUGCUCACUUUAUAUAACAUAGGGUAUAUACCGGUAUGCAAAGUAUUUAUGGAGCUUCACUGUGCAACAGCAACUGAGGACUCCUUGUGAUAAUGGAGCACAAAAAUAUGAAAAAAUAAAAUUGAAAUAAAAUUAUUCUGAUGUAAAAUUUGUGGCCUUCUCUUCAUAUUCGUACCAAAAAUUUUUGUAUUUUUACCAGUCCAAUUUUUCAGCAUGCUUCACUUUGACUGAUUCUCACUGUUCCAACAUUAAAACGUCUUUCGGUUUUGCCCCUAUCGUCUACGGCUGUGGCAAAAAAGCAUAUUUUUGACGAAAAAAAAGCUCUGUUCAUUUCCUUUGGCAUUACCAUUUCAAAUUUUAAAAUGUAUCUCGUCCUACAUUUUUAUUAAAAUUCACAUUUAAAAAUCCGGUAGAGUUGCCAAAAAUUUUAGUCAAGUAAGAGUAAUAAUAUAAUUCUGUAA